Molecule: messenger RNA, 1062 nt
Organism: Gossypium arboreum
Lineage: Eukaryota; Viridiplantae; Streptophyta; Magnoliopsida; Malvales; Malvaceae
Product: gamma-glutamyl peptidase 5-like
Exons: 4
Coding region: 168-905 (245 amino acids)
Cellular component (GO): cytosol
Source: RefSeq, a predicted model, not a curated record
AUCCCAAAUAAACUUUACAUUCCCACAAGUUGUUUAAGAGAAAGAAGAAGAAGAAGAAGAAGAGCAAAGCAAAAAGAAAGAAACCCUUCUUCAACAUCUCCAUCCAUUUCUCUCCCAUUAAAAACCCUACUCUGUUGAUUAUAGAGAUAUAAGGGAGAUAAUAUAUAAUGGGUGGUGGGAAGAGAUUUGCUGUUCUUCUGUGUGCUGAGGAUUCAGAGUACGUUAAAAAGAGGUACGGCGGUUACUACGGUGUUUUCGUUGAAAUGCUGGCUGAGGAAGGCGAGACUUGGGACGUGUUCAGGGUGGCCAACGGUGAGUUCCCCGACGACGAACAAGUUGAUCGCUUUGAUGGCUUCGUUAUAACGGGGAGUUGCAAUGACGCGCACGGCAAUGACGCUUGGAUAUGUCGGCUGGUUUCGCUUUUGAAAAAGUUGGAUUCUUUGAAUAAAAAAGUCCUCGGCAUUUGCUUUGGUCACCAGGUUCUUAGCCGUGCACUGGGAGGAAAGACAGGCCGUGCCAUCACCGGUUGGGACAUUGGUGUUACAACCAUUCAUUUCUCAUCAUCUUCAUCAAAGCUCUUCUCGUCUUUGAAAAUCCCAACCACUCUUUCCAUCAUCGAGUGCCACCGUGACGAGGUCCGAGAACUUCCGCCGAAAGCAGAGGUGAUUGCAUGGUCCGAGAAAACUGGGGUCGAGAUGUUUCGAUAUGGGAAUCAUAUCAUGGGCAUUCAAGGUCACCCUGAAUACACUAAAGACAUUCUUGUUCACCUCAUCGAUCGGCUCAGCCAACGCGAUUUCAUUGUGGACUCAUAUGCUGAUGAUUUGAAAGCAAAUAUGGGGAAAAUGGAGCCUGAUAAAGAUGCAUGGAAGAAACUAUGCACCAGCUUCCUCAAGGGUAGAUUAUGAUCCAAAUUUACAAAAAAUAAAAAAUAAAAAAUAAAAGAAGAUUGAAGUAUUGAAGAAAUAGAUGUUUAAGUGUCAUUACUUGCGCAUGUUCUAGUCCCGUGACAUAAGAACUUGGAUUUCGAAAUUAAUAUUUAAUUAUUCAUAAUUUUUUUUAUAA